Messenger RNA from Lemur catta (Ring-tailed lemur), 1677 nucleotides. RefSeq names its product serine/threonine-protein kinase MARK1-like. The transcript is spliced from 9 exons. Gene Ontology annotation, cellular component: cytoplasm. The record is from RefSeq and is a predicted model, not a curated record. Gene Ontology annotation, molecular function: protein serine/threonine kinase activity; ATP binding; tau-protein kinase activity. NCBI's taxonomy places the organism in Eukaryota, Metazoa, Chordata, Mammalia, Primates, Lemuridae. Gene Ontology annotation, biological process: protein phosphorylation; intracellular signal transduction; microtubule cytoskeleton organization. The coding region runs from base 485 to 1165 and encodes 226 amino acids.
CACUGUGAGAUACACUCUGGGAGUCUUCUGCACUAUGUAAGCCUAUAAAAGCUAUAGUUUCUGCCCUAGGAUCAUAGAGUCAGCUAAAAUUAAAAUGUCAGUACAUAGUGAAGAAAAGCUGGGCUAAAUUAUGUAUCUUUUUAGAAGUCUUUUCAUUGUGUAAUAUCUCUUUCUGUUUUCUUUUUUACUUUGAAGGAGAUAAUUCCCCUCUUGUCUAUAAAUAUAAAAUGUUAUAACCCUUUUUUUAUGAAGCCACUAUUUUCAGUUGUACAUUUUUAUGAAGUUUCAAUUACUUGUUAUAACCAGCUAAGUUUUACAUUUUUCAAGUUUGUAUGCUGCUUGCUUUUUAACAAUGCUGUAUGUUAGUCCAUAAUUACUAAAUUCUUAAAAUUCCUAAAUAUUUAUUAUUUUUUUCUAGGUGGCCAUCAAAAUACUUGAUAAGACCAAAUGUAACCCAGCAACUCUCAAAAUGAUCUACUGAGAGAUGAAAAUUAUGACGAUGCUGCAUCAUCCACAUAUAGUGCAACUGUAUGAGGUCAUCAACAGCGGGACCACCAUGUACCUCGCUAUGGAGUAUGCCUGUCAUGCCAGAGAAUCUCUUAUUAGGCGCCAAUGGCGAAAUAAAACUAACGGACUUCGGCCUCAGUGCGCACUUUACACCGGGCACUCCACUGACCACCUGUUGUGGGACACCGUGUUACAUCGCGCCGGGAAUUGUGGAGGGGAAACCAUGCCACGCCCCUCUGCGGAUGUCUGGAGUCUAGGAGUCCUCCUUUACAUGUUUGUCACCAGCACCUUCCCUUUCAAAGGGGACAAUCUUAAGGAGGUAAUGAAACAUAUAAAACGAGGGAAAUACCACAUCCCCUCCUAUGUUUCCAGACAGUGCCAAAAACUUAUCAGGAGUUUACUAAUAAUAAAUCCAGGUGGCAGAAGCUCUCUCCAGAAAAUUAUGGAGGACGAGUGGCUCAACAUGGGACAUCUGGAGCCACUGGUGCCACACAGGGGAGUCAAGAGGAACAUGCAGGAUGAGAAACGCAUUCAGAUUCUGUUGAGGAUGGGGUACAGAAAGCAAGACAUUGAGGUGUCUCUGAAAAAUCAGCAAACUGAUGAAAUCAGUGGCACCUAUAUGCUGUUAAAGGAAACAUCUGUUGAGCAUGGAUUCUAAUCCAGCACCACCAGCUGCUGCAGAAACAAAUAAUGACUCUGUGACCACCACACCUCAACCCAACUCUCGACCCACAGCCAGUUGGCACGGUUUCACUCUGCAGGCACAGGAACACCGAACCGCAGUGUGUAAUGAUCGCCCUGCCAUCAGGAGCCUUCCCGUCCGAGGGAAAUCGUUGGUGAACAGCACAAGUGGAGGCUCCGAUAUCAUCAGCAAAUUAAGGACCAAACUGCGGAGGACUCUCCCUCAGGAGAGAAGACGAGCCCCGUCAGACACAAUUCCCAGUGGAAGCCCCCUGGGUGAUGUCCCCUUCGCUGGGCACACGUCCAUUGACACAGCGGCACAUGGGCAGCCACAGGACCUUCCACCUGCUCCACCUGACUGCCCCCCUGCCUCUCGUCCCAUCCCGCCACUCUGCCCCCUCACCCCCUGCUGUGCCAGCGAGAAGGUCCAUUUUCUCCCACUUCUGCUGCACAGCUUCUGAUUAACAUCAAUAAACAUUUGUUAAGCAA